Messenger RNA from Solanum dulcamara, 1493 nucleotides. RefSeq names its product gibberellin 2-beta-dioxygenase 1-like. NCBI's taxonomy places the organism in Eukaryota, Viridiplantae, Streptophyta, Magnoliopsida, Solanales, Solanaceae. Bases 224 to 1237 code for a protein of 337 amino acids. The transcript has 3 exons. Gene Ontology annotation, biological process: gibberellin catabolic process; response to light stimulus. The record is from RefSeq and is a predicted model, not a curated record.
CAUAAACUAAAAUUCUAAGUCAGCCAUUGUUUUCGCCUACGCCCUUAACACUUGGCAGCCAUGAUUGAACACCAAAAAAUUCUCUAUAAAUAGCAAAUCACUCCUUGUAGCCAAAUGUACACUUCUUCACACAUAUUGCUUUGUUACUCACCCACCCCACAACCACCACCCCCACACCCACCCCUUUUCAAGAACCAAUUUCUUAAUUUCCACAAAUUUGACCAUGGUGGUCAUGUCUAUGCCAGCAAUUAGUGACCAAUUCUCUACCAUAAUCAAGAAUUGCAAAACCCCUUCAUCAUUUUUCCCUUGUAACAUUCCAUUAAUUGAUCUCUCAAAACCAGACAGCAAGAAUCAACUAGUUAAAGCUUGUGAAGAAUUUGGUUUCUUUAAAGUUGUCAACCAUGGUGUCCCUAGGGAAUUUAUUACAAAACUUGAAUUAGAAGCCAUAAAAUUCUUUUCAUCUCCAAUGUCUCAAAAGGAAAAAGCAGCCCCCCCUGACCCUUUUGGCUAUGGGAAUAAGAAAAUUGGACCUAAUGGUGAUGUUGGUUGGGUUGAAUACAUUCUUUUGUCAACAAAUUCUGAGUUUAAUUACCAAAAAUUUGCAUCUAUUUUGGGUGUCAAUCCAAAAGAUAUAAGAGAUGCUGUGAAUGAUUAUGUAUCAGCAGUGAAGAAAAUGGCUUGUGAGAUUCUUGAAAUGUUAGCUGAGGGAUUGAAAAUUCAUCCAAAGAAUGUAUUUAGUAAGCUUUUAAUGGAUGAAAAAAGUGACUCUCUUUUUAGGCUAAAUCACUACCCUCCAUGUCCUGAUGAGUUUCAAGAAUUCAAUGGAAGAAAUUUGAUUGGAUUUGGUGAACACACUGAUCCACAAAUUAUUUCUUUAUUAAGAUCAAAUAAUACUUCUGGACUUCAAAUUUCACUAGUUAAUGGCCAUUGGAUUUCUGUGCCACCUGAUCAAAAUUCCUUCUUCAUCAAUGUUGGUGAUUCAUUGCAGGUGAUGACAAAUGGAAGAUUUAAGAGUGUAAGGCACAGGGUUUUGACCAAUAGUGUAAAAUCAAGACUCUCAAUGAUUUAUUUUGGAGGACCACCAUUGAGUGAAAAGAUAGCACCAUUGGCAUCACUAUUAAUGAAAGGAGAUCAAGACAGCUUGUACAAAGAAUUUACAUGGUUUGAGUACAAAAACUCAGCAUAUAAAUCUAGACUGGCUGACAAUAGGUUGGUCCUAUUUGAGAAAGCAGUAUAGCCUCAUCAUCAUCAUCAUAAUCAUAAUGAUUUUUGAUAUUCUUUUGGUGAAGUCCCACACUUUGUUGUUAGCAAGUAUGGGUUGUCAAAUAUAGUUCAUUGGAUUUCCCAUAGAUAGUUUUCUUUCCUUUUUUUUUGGCACGAAUUCAAGCUGUGAAAAUAAUAGUCCGUAAUGCUUGUAUUAUAAUAAUAGACUGUUAGGAGUGUGAUCCUUUCCCAAAUUCUAUUAAUAUGAAAUGGUUUGUACAUCAAUCUGU